CAUGAAUCCAUCAUCUAGAGGCAUCCUGUGGGUUCUCCUCCCCCUAGCUGUCAUGUAUCGCGACCUCCAUAAUGACGUUCCGGACGUCGAACUGCCAUGACGUCAUACAGGCGUCUUAUACCUUUAAAGGGUCUCUUCACCUUCGUUGACACCUUCCCAGACACAAAACACUAAACUGCGAGAACAAUCGAACAAUUUACCAAGAAGAUAUUCCGGAAGUCGAAGAGUGUCGAAUUCGGCCAUUCAAAAAUUUCCAACAUGUCUGACAAGGGGGAAUCAAUCUCACACAACGCCGUCGAGAUUGGCCAUAAUAUCAUCCACGGCGCUGGGCAAGAGACAUCGACUCGGGUUGGUCGCGCCGACAAAACUGCACCAAUGCCAGAAUACAAGAGAGGUGCUGGACUGGAGAACAUCGCAGCAAGCGGUGGACAGAGCCAAGGCAUCGCAUCAGGUCCGAACAAAGGGCAGGGCGGUCGGGGUAGCACGAAUUAGGAUAGGGCGAGAAAUGUACGAUAUCAGGCCACUAUCUGAGAAUUGUGAAUACCAUUAAACAACAAGAUAGUGUAUCAAAUUAUCGCCUAACGGUUCU
Canariomyces notabilis is the source of this 589-nucleotide messenger RNA. RefSeq lists its product as uncharacterized. Bases 259 to 492 code for a protein of 77 amino acids. The transcript is spliced from 2 exons. The record is from RefSeq and is a predicted model, not a curated record. NCBI's taxonomy places the organism in Eukaryota, Fungi, Ascomycota, Sordariomycetes, Sordariales, Chaetomiaceae.